Caenorhabditis elegans is the source of this 984-nucleotide messenger RNA. It is a transcript of the gene srg-58, whose product is annotated as Serpentine receptor class gamma. Gene Ontology annotation, biological process: sensory perception of chemical stimulus. Gene Ontology annotation, cellular component: membrane. The record is from RefSeq and is marked reviewed. Bases 1 to 984 code for a protein of 327 amino acids. NCBI's taxonomy places the organism in Eukaryota, Metazoa, Nematoda, Chromadorea, Rhabditida, Rhabditidae. Gene Ontology annotation, molecular function: transmembrane signaling receptor activity. The transcript is spliced from 5 exons.
AUGAGCAACUCCACUUCCUCAAUGUCUCUGGUAUUUUCCAAAUCAAUGGAGGAUGUACAAUCAGACACCACUACAAAAAUAUUGGCCCUAAUCCAACUAUCCUAUGGGAUCCCAUCGUUGGUGUUGAUGAUUGUUUUCCUGGUUUUGCUCACUGUAUCGAAAAAGUACUCCAAUUCUUUUUACAGACUCGUACAGUUUGAUCUACUUGUGAACAUUUUGAUUUACACAAACUCCUGGUUUGCGGUUCGGAUCGACAAGCAUCCUGUGGUGAUUCCAUUUUUGAAAUGGUUAACAGAAGUAUUCCCAUCUUUUUUGACAUGGGUGGUGUACCUGGCAUAUAUGUUCCUGCAUUUGCAGUUUGUUUCUGCAGUUGUGCUGAGUGUGCAUAGAAUCACAUCAGUUUAUUUGCACAUGAACAAUGAUAAGUAUUGGAAUCUCAUUUUCAUAUUCUUCUGCCUUGGAUCCAUCCUGUACAGCUGCAUUUGCAACUCACUGAUUCCUGGUCACAUUGUCGAGGUCUCAAUCUUAAAUGGAACACUAACCAAAACGACAUAUGUUGGUGUAUAUACUGUGGCUGUCAGUGUCACUGCCUAUUUUUCGGCGGCCUAUUUUUUUUUACUCGUCUCGGUUGGAAUUUCCACAUCGUGGAUUGUAACGAGGAAGAUUGAGUCGAUGAGCCUCACAAAUGGUGGAAUCGGGAAAAAAUUAAACAAAAUCGCAGUGACCUACGGUUCAAUCUACACUGGAAUCCUUUUGUGGAGUAUCAUAAGCGCUUUGAACGCGAACUUCAACUUUUUACCGGACUUAAUUGUGAAGUUCAACUCAUAUUCACUGCCGUUCUCCUCGGAUAUGAUGACGCUAGCUCUACCGUACAUUCUAAUGGUAUACGACACAAAUGUGAAGCAGGACGUGUUUCGGAAAAAGUCGGUAUCGGCGAGCAACAGCAGGAUUAUAUCGUCAAGUUUUGUGAUAACUAGACAGUAA